CUUAGAAACUAGGUGGCAAGAGCCCAACUGAUGCAUGCUGGGAAAUACCGGAAGGGCCAGAGCCGGACCUAACUCUUAGCUGCCAGUGUUAUCCUGGAGAAGGGCAAACAGCUGUUUCCUAGCCAUCUCACGGUUCUCAGGCUGUGGUCUGUUCUGAGCAGGGGUUAUCGUUCAAGUUGUUAGUAGAAUUCCUGCUUUAAGUAAAUGGUUUCAUAACCUCGUCUUCCACAGUAUAAUCAUGAGAGGCAUAGAGAGCUGUAUCUCUGUCUCUGGACUCCAACAGGGGUGAAUUUAAAUGACUUAAUAGGAUUGACACAGAAGUGGCUGAGACUGGCCGGAAGGUGGCGAUCUACAUACCCCCACCAUUGCUUAACAUCCUUCUUCCAUGGGGCAUCCUGUCUCUAUGCAGAGGAUCCUGACAAGCCCAGGAUGCAGGAUGGGAACCACAGGCACAAAAACAACAUGAAACAAAACAUGUGGCUCAUUAGCUCCCCACAACGGACUUCUGCCACCAAAGUUGAUUACCGGAAGUAUGUGGCUGUAAACCUGGCUACCUCACACCCUCAUUACGACGAGGCUGGAAAUGUCCUUAACAUGGGUACCUCCAUCGCGGACAAAGGAAGGACAAAAUACGUGAUGUUUAAGAUCCCCGCCACAGCACCAGGCAGCAAGAAGAAAGGGAAGAACCCCUUGAAGCACUCAGAAGUUUUCUGCUCCAUCCCGUCCCGCUCGCUGCUCUCCCCCAGUUACUACCACAGCUUUGGAGUCACGGAGAACUAUGUGGUGUUUCUGGAGCAGCCUUUUAAGCUGGAUAUCCUCAAGAUGGCCACCGCAUACAUGAGGGGUGUGAGCUGGGCUUCCUGUAUGACAUUCUGCAAGGAGGACAAGACUUACAUUCAUAUCAUCGACCAGAAGACCAGAAAGCCUGUGCCAACCAAAUUCUACACAGACCCCAUGGUGGUCUUCCACCAUGUUAAUGCCUAUGAGGAGGACGGCUGUGUGCUGUUUGAUGUCAUCGCCUAUGAGGACAACAGUCUCUAUCAGCUCUUCUACCUGGCCAACCUGAACAAGGACUUCGAGGAGAAGUCCAGGCUGACCUCAGUGCCUACCCUCAGGAGGUUUGCUGUGCCCCUCCACGUGGACAAGGAUGCAGAAGUGGGCUCGAAUUUAGUCAAGGUGUCAUCUACAACAGCAACUGCCCUGAAGGAGAAGGACGACCAUGUCUACUGCCAGCCUGAGGUCCUCUACGAAGGCCUAGAGCUCCCUCGGAUAAAUUAUGCUCACAACGGGAAGCCAUAUCGCUACAUCUUUGCUGCUGAAGUACAAUGGAGUCCAGUCCCAACCAAGAUACUAAAAUAUGACGUUCUCACCAAGUCCUCCUUAAAGUGGUCCGAGGAGAGCUGCUGGCCUGCAGAGCCUCUGUUUGUCCCCACACCGGGUGCGAAGGAUGAGGAUGAUGGAGUCAUCUUAUCAGCCAUCAUCUCUACAGAUCCCCAAAAGCUGCCCUUUUUACUUAUUCUGGAUGCGAAAAGUUUUACGGAAUUGGCUCGCGCCUCUGUUGAUGUGGACAUGCACCUGGACCUGCAUGGUUUAUUUAUUCCGGAUGCAGGCUGGAAUGCAGUGAAGCAGACUCCAGCCAAAACGCAAGAGGAUGAAAAUUCAGAUCAUCCCACAGGUCUGACAGCACCAGGAUUGGGCCAUGGUGAAAAUGACUUCACGGCAGGUCAUGGCGGCAAGAGCCUUUAAUCCUAGCACUCGAGGCAGAGGCAAGCAGAUCUCUGAGUUCAAGGCCAGCCUGGUCUACAACACAAGUUCCAGGACAGCCAGGGAUACACAGAGAAAUCCUAUCUUGAAAACAAAGCAAAACAAAAACAAAAGAAAGAAAGACUUCACUGGCAGGACCUCCGGAUAGUAACUGUAGUUGUUGACACUGUCAAAUGUGGACCGCAUUUAGGAUACCUAAAGAAACAAACUUUUGGGCCUGUCUGUGAGAGAGCUUCUUUAUUGUGUUAACUGGGCAAGGAAGAUCCAACCUGAAUGUGGUAGCACCUGUCCCCUGAACAGAGGUCAGGACUGAAUAAAAAGGAAAAAGCCUGAAGCAGGACUUUU
Rattus norvegicus (Norway rat) is the source of this 2109-nucleotide messenger RNA. RefSeq names its product beta-carotene oxygenase 1 (gene Bco1). The record is from RefSeq and is a predicted model, not a curated record. Gene Ontology annotation, molecular function: oxidoreductase activity, acting on single donors with incorporation of molecular oxygen, incorporation of two atoms of oxygen; beta-carotene 15,15'-dioxygenase activity. Gene Ontology annotation, biological process: retinol metabolic process; isoprenoid metabolic process. Lineage: Eukaryota; Metazoa; Chordata; Mammalia; Rodentia; Muridae. Gene Ontology annotation, cellular component: cytosol.